Molecule: messenger RNA, 1519 nt
Organism: Acanthisitta chloris (rifleman)
Lineage: Eukaryota; Metazoa; Chordata; Aves; Passeriformes; Acanthisittidae
Product: unconventional myosin-Vb-like
Exons: 10
Molecular function (GO): GTPase binding
Source: RefSeq, a predicted model, not a curated record
GUUGCUGGAAGAACAGAUCCAGAAUCAGAAAAGAGACUAUGAGGAGGAGCUAGAAAUUCUGCACAACAACUUGGAUGAAAUGAAAGAGGAGAUGAAGACGCAGCAUCAGACUUACCUGAGAAGCCUGAAUCUCUCCACAGAGAGCCACGUGGCGAAUGUACUUCAACAAGAAAUUGCACGUCUCACCGAUGAAAACCUGGAUCUUAGAGAGCUGUUAGAAAAGUUUGGAAAGAAUGAAAAGAAGCUGAAGAAGGAACUGGUGAUUUACAAGAAGAAGGUCCAAAAUCUUGAAGGUGACUCAGCUGAUAAAAGAAAUCAAGGUGAGGGAACUGCACUUGACAUGCAAGCUGCUAUCCAGAGAAAGGAGAAACAUUUUCAGGGCAUGUUGGAGUAUUCUAGAGACCAUGAGUCACUCCUUGUCAGAAAACUUGUUACAGAUCUCAAGCCCCAGACACUGUCUACUAGUGUUCCCUGCCUCCCUGCCUACAUAAUCUACAUGUGCGUCAGACACGCGGAUCACAUCUGCGAUGAACAGAAGGCACACUAUCUGCUUACCUCCACCAUCCACAGCAUCAAGCAGUUGCUGAGGAGAAACAGUGAUGACUUUGAGAUUGCUUCAUUUUGGCUGGCGAACGUAUGUCGCCUCCUGAACUGUCUGAAGCAAUACAGCGGAGACGAGUGUUACACAUCACAAAACACGCCAAAGCAGAAUGAGCAUUGCCUGCAGAACUUCGACCUGAGCGAGUACCGCCACAUGCUGAGGUAUCUCUCUGUCCAGAUCUACCAGCAGCUUGUUAGGGUGUCAAAGAGCACCCUACAACCCAUGAUCGUGUCUGCAGUGUUGGAAAAUGAGAGUAUCCAAGGGCUUUCUGGUGUCAGACCAAAAGGAUACAGAAGAUACAACUCCAGCGUGACAGAUUGUUCCUACACCUUGGACGAAAUGAUUCAGCAGCUGAACACAUUCCACAACAUGAUGUGUGACCAGGGCAUGGACCCAGAGAUUGUGCAGCAGAUGUUCAAGCAACUCUUCUACGUAAUCACCACGGUCUCCCUGAACAACCUCCUGCUGAGGAAGGAUGUCUGCUCCUGGAGAACGGGCAUGCAGCUGAGGUUUAACAUAAGCCUGCUGGAGGAAUGGCUGCGUGAGAAGAACCUGCAGCAGAGUGGAGCAGCAGAAACUCUGGAGCCCUUGAUUCAGGCAGCACAGCUGCUGCAGCUGAAAAAGAAAACCCCAGAAGACGCCGAGGCCAUCUGCUUCUUGUGCAAAGCGCUUACAACCAAGCAGAUUGUAAGGAUACUGAAUCACUACACUCCUGUGAACGAGUUUGAAGAACGUGUGACAGUAGCUUUCAUACAAAACGUGCAGGAGAACUUGCGGGAUCGGACUGAGUCUCCUCACCUGCUCUUAGACUUCAACCAUGUGUUCCCAGUCCUGUUCCAGUUCAACCCAUCCACCAUCAGCGUUGACUCUAUUCAUGUGCCUGCUUCUCUCAAGCUGGAUUUUCUCCAUAAAGUCUGA